Molecule: messenger RNA, 1628 nt
Organism: Ziziphus jujuba (common jujube)
Lineage: Eukaryota; Viridiplantae; Streptophyta; Magnoliopsida; Rosales; Rhamnaceae
Product: metacaspase-5
Exons: 2
Coding region: 159-1427 (422 amino acids)
Biological process (GO): proteolysis
Molecular function (GO): cysteine-type endopeptidase activity
Source: RefSeq, a predicted model, not a curated record
UACAUUGAUUGGUUUUUUUUUUUGAAAAAUUACAUUGAUUGGUUUGAAUAUAUAUAUAAGUUGAAAGACCAACUUUCGUUUUUUUCUGAAAGUUAAGGGGCAAAAAAAAGAAAAAAAGAAAAAGACUUUGAUUAAGAAAGUUAAAAAAAGAAGAAGAAAUGGGAAAGAAGGCGUUGCUGAUCGGAUGCAAUUACCGGGGAACCAAGGCAGAGCUGAAGGGAUGCGUGAACGACGUGAAGCGCAUGUAUAGCUGCCUCGUGGAUCGGUUCGGAUACUCGGAAGACGACAUCACUGUUCUGAUCGACACGGAUGAUUCCUACACUCAACCAACCGGCAAGAACAUCCGCAAUGCCAUCUCCCGCCUCAUCCGAUCCGCCGAGCCCGGUGACUUUCUCUUCGUCCACUACUCCGGCCACGGCACUCGCCUCCCCGCCGAGACCGGCGAAGACGACGACACUGGCUACGACGAGUGCAUCGUCCCCUGCGACAUGAACCUCAUCACCGAUGACGACUUCAGGGAUUUUGUAGACCAAGUCCCAGAAGGUUGCCGCAUCACCAUUGUAUCGGAUUCUUGUCACAGUGGGGGCCUCAUUGAUGAAACUAAAGAGCAAAUCGGCGAGAGCACCAAGAACGAUAAUGAACAAGAAGACGAUCGACAUGGUGGAUUGAAGGGCUUUCUGCAUCGCAAGGUUGAAGAUACUUUUGAGUCCCGUGGAAUCCACCUCCCGUCCAAAUUGCGUCACCACCGACAAGAGGAUGAAGAGGAACAAGAGAGAGAGAUUGAACUUGGAUAUGGGGAGCAGUGCCUUGUGAAGAGUAGAUCCCUGCCACUCUCCACACUUAUAGACAUACUGAAGCAGAGAACCGGUAAGGAUGACAUUGAUGUCGGGAAGCUGAGGGCGACCCUUUUUGAUGUCUUCGGACAGGAUGCGAGUCCUAAGGUCAAGAAGUUCAUGAAGGUCAUCUUCACUAAACUCCACCCCCAUGGCAAUAGAGAGGGAGAAGGUGAAGAUGGAGGUGGCAGUGGGUUCCUGGGGAUGGUUGGAAGUCUGGCUCAAGAGUUUCUGAAACAUAAGCUUGAGGAGAACGACGAGGAGUAUGCAAAACCUGCCUUGGAGACACAAGUGGGUAGCAAGCAAGAGGUUUAUGCUGGAGCCUCAAAGCGUGCACUUCCUGAUGGUGGCAUUCUGAUUAGCGGCUGUCAAACACACCAAACUUCUGCUGAUGCCACUCCCGCAGGAGAUGCUUCACGAUCUUAUGGAGCUCUUAGCAAUGCAAUCCAGAUUAUAAUUGCUGAAUCAGAUGGCUCUAUUACCAACCAGGAGCUUGUUCUCAAGGCUAGAAAAAUGCUCAAGAGCCAAGGUUUCGCUCAGCAACCUGGCCUCUACUGCAGCGAUCAUCAUGUUGAUGCCGCUUUUGUGUGCUGAUUACGAAGUUUUUCAAGCUAUGAGGAAAGAAUAAAUAAUUUUAUUUUAUUUUAUUUUUUUAGAAACGCAUCUACUGCAAUCUACUGCAAUGACCAUUCUAUCGUUUUGAUGUUUGUAACUGUGUUUUGUGUGAUGAUCUUACAGUUUUCGCUGCAGAAUUAUAUGAUGGUUUGUUUUAUACAGUUGGAAGAUUAAUGUGUA